CCCAGCUUAGGUCGGGUCUAGAAGUGUGGAAGGAGGGACUUGGGCUCCUUGCUGAGCUCCCUUUUCCUCGCCCCUCGCUGCUGCCUUCCUCCAGUCCUAAUCCUCCUCCUCCUCCUCCUCCUUUCCUGCCAUGAAGCCCUGGCUCUUGCUUAGCCUCCUCCUGAUCCACCAAACCCUGCAAAAUGCUCUUGGUCAGCCUGCAAAGAACAAGCGUCCAAAGGAGCCAGGGGAGAACAGGAUUAAACCUGCUAAUAAAAAAGUAAAACCCAAAAAUCCAAAAUUAAAGGAGAGAGAAUCCACAGAUGCAUCCCCAAAGAUCCACUCUAUAAUGACACAAGUGUUGGACAAAGGCCGUUUUCAGAAACCUGCUGCUACUAUGAGCCUUUCUGCAGGACAGAGUUUAGAACUGCGGUGUAAAGGAAAUAAAAUUGAAUGGAGCUAUCCGUCUUAUCAUGACUCCUUUAAAGACUCCAGGCUCAGCAUCAAACAACAUGACAGAUAUGGUCAGCUGAUCCUAGGAAAUGCUUCUGCAGCAGACACCGGUGAAUACAGCUGCUGGCUACUGGUCUGCAAUGGGUACAGUUGCAAGAAGGAUGAGUCAAAAGCAGGGUCAACAUAUAUAUUUUUUGCAGAUAAAGGAGACCUUUUUGUUCCAUCUCCCAGUUAUUUUGAAGUUGUCUACCUCAACCCAGAUAAACCUGCAGUGAUUCCUUGCCGAGUGACCAACCCAUCAGCAAAAGUAACUCUACAUCAGGAGUUUCCAGCUGAAGAAAUUAAAGUGGAUGGAACCAACAUCAUCUAUGAUGUGAAAAAGGGGUUUGUUUAUCAGCACCCAACCUCCAAUCAGAAAGGAGUUGUUUACUGCAGAGCUGAAUCACGGGGAGCUCCUCAGAUUUCCAUUAAGUACCAGUUGCUUUAUGUUGAAGUUCCCAGUGGCCCACCUUCAGCUACAAUCAAAGCGUCAUCCAAUACUGCAGAAGGUGGUGAUGAUAUCAGCGUUCUGUGCACAGUGUUGGGAGAGCCAGAAGUAGAAGUGGAAUUUAACUGGAUAUAUCCAGGGCAAGAGUAUGAAAGGCCUGUGAUUAUGCAAGACACUUGGAGGCUGAUUGACAGAGGAAUUGGUCAAACCACAAGAAUCUCUGAGAGUGUUAUUACCAUUGAAGAUUUUGAAACCAUUGAUGCUGGAAACUACAUUUGUAUAGCUCAGAACCUUCGAGGACAAACCACAGUAGCUACACACAUUGAACUGGUGUAACAUACUGAGCUCUUAGGUUAGAAAAACAGAACAAGAAAAGGACUGGACUGCUUCUGGUUUUAAAUGCUGAACUGGAAAUGACUGGGAACAAAAUCUUAAUAUAUUAGAUUUGUAUCACAGAGUAAUAGAAAUGUAAAUAUGUAUAUGGCUCUUAGAGAGGGUGAUUGAUAGUGAAAGUCCACAACAGGAAGACAUUAGUUCAGAACUUGCCUCUGUCAUAAACACACUAAGUGCCUUUAAUGAAGUCACACACUUUUUAAACCUUAUUAUCUGCACCCCUUCUGCCUGUGUUCAUUUUAAGAAAUGAACAGACCUACUUGACGUGGACUGUUGUAACAAUUGUUUUAAAAAUGGCCAAGAUUAUUUAUCAUGUUCUAACAAACAUUUUCUAACUUUACAAAUCCGUAGCUGCGUUGCAGAAGUGCAACAAACCUAUUAGUGAAUUGUGAAGAUUUGCCCCUGGGUACCGGCAAGAGUAUUCUGAUGCCCUUCAAGCACUUCUGAAGCACACCAGACACUUCUGGUGCAUUUCCCAUGCUCAUAGGGCAUUUGUGGUGUGCAUUAGGCACUUCUCAUGCUGACUAUUUCUGGUGCUCAUUGGGCACUUCUGGUGCACAUUGGGUGCUCCUGUUGCACUCCAGUGCUUCUUAGCCAGUUUCUAAAUGCACAGCAAGAGUGCCCGAUGUGUAUCAGUGCUCAUUGUACAUCAAGGCCAUGGCACACCAGUCACUAAACCAACUAUCAUUGCAUAACAGAUAUCCGUAUGUUGUAACAUCCUGGCAACCCGAUGGGUGAAUUUGGAUGUUAUGAAAGUACUCAGUUCUAGUUCCCACACACUUAAGUCCAUUUACAGAGAUGCAUGUCUCAAGCUGAAUUCUAGUGUGUAUCAUUAUCCUACUUUGAAUACUAAAGCAAUAUAUAGUGCUAAUAUGAACCAAUAUACUGUACAUUUAAAGCCUUGAGUUCUGAUCUUCAAAUACAAAACCUCCUCACAAAUUUAAGGGAAGAUAUAUCAUCUUUGGUCUAUCUUACUGUGCACACAGGAACUGUAAAACGUACAGUGUUCACCACAAAAGGAUUUAUAUCUUAGUAGUAAGGAAUGUAACUUUUAUUUGACACUGUAAAACUCUACUUCCUUUCCUUCCCCAGCAAGAUUAGUUAUUAGCAUGAAAAUGCUUCUAUAUUUGCUGUCAAAACCACGGCAUAUUGCAAUUUUAAUAUGUCAUCCUAAGUAUACUAGACUGUUAAGACUGCCAUCACAUUAGAUGCAGUCAUAUUUUUUUAUGUAGGCAUACACAAAAUAAAAUUUUUUGCAAGUUUUAUGUUA
Molecule: messenger RNA, 2582 nt
Organism: Sceloporus undulatus (fence lizard)
Lineage: Eukaryota; Metazoa; Chordata; Lepidosauria; Squamata; Phrynosomatidae
Gene: PDGFRL
Product: platelet derived growth factor receptor like
Exons: 6
Coding region: 131-1255 (374 amino acids)
Source: RefSeq, a predicted model, not a curated record